AUGCGCAGCUCAAAGCUGCUGGCUGCCUUCGGUUCCAGGGCAGCUGAGACAGGGCCUAUCCUCUCAAUUGUUACAGGAUCAUACCGUACCGUACAUAUUACUCCGAGCCAGGCUUUCACCAAGAUCCGAAAUGGUAAUCAAUUGAGAUCAUUUGCCUCGAAAUUGACUUCCAAGGCAUCUUCUUGCCGUGUUGGACUUAGUACCGCUCCGAUCUCCCAGCCAGCCACGAGGUCCUCGAUAUUGUCUCAAGUUCGAUGUCUGUCCGUGUCACAGAAACUAAAUAACGCCCAGCCGCCGCUACCUCAACCUCAAAAGGGGAACCGCGACGUCUCCCCAGUCACGGAAAACAAGGAUGAAGGAUUCGAGCUUUCGGAAAAGGCAGCCCAGGCGGCACAAAUCAAUCUGAGCGCCAAGUUAGGACGUGAUGGAAAAGAAAAAGGAAAGAAGCCUGCUCUUAACGAGAUAUGGCGACUCUUAAAAAUCGCGCGACCUGAAGCCAAGUCGCUAGGUCUCGCGUUUUUCUUUCUCUUGAUCUCUUCUAGCAUCACCAUGUCUAUCCCGUUUUCGAUUGGCAAGAUCAUGGACCUGGCAACGAAAGGAGAGGACGCUGAAGGUCUCUUUGGAAUGAGCAUGCCCAUGUUCUACGGCGCACUUGCUGGAAUCAUCUGCGUUGGUGCUGCUGCCAAUUACGGCAGAAUUAUUAUCCUCCGUAUUGUGGGUGAGCGAGUUGUGGCCAGACAGCGUUCAAAACUGUUCAGACGGACUUUCGUUCAAGACGCCGAAUUCUUUGACGCCAAUAGAGUGGGUGACUUGAUUUCAAGAUUGAGUUCUGAUACUCUGAUUGUCGGCAAAUCUAUCACUCAGAAUCUCUCGGACGGUCUUCGGUCGAUUGUGAGCUGUACUGCUGGUUUUGGAGCCAUGGCAUACGUCAGCUUGAAAUUGUCGAGUGUCCUAGCUCUUCUCCUUCCUCCUAUCGGUGUGGCAGCCUUUUUCUAUGGUCGUACAAUCCGCAACCUUAGCCGCAAGAUUCAGAAAAAUCUGGGUACUCUUACUAAAAUCGCGGAGGAACGACUCGGAAACGUGAAGACGAGUCAAGCAUUCGCGGCUGAAGUCUCGGAAGUCGCCCGGUACAACAAUCAAGUCAAGAAGAUAUUUGAAUUGGGUAAAAAAGAAUCACUCAUUAGUGCUUCCUUUUUCAGUUCCACCGGUCUCAUGGGUAAUAUGACGAUUCUCAUACUCUUAUAUGUGGGCGGCGGUCUUGUUCAAUCUGGUGGAAUCACUCUCGGAGAGCUUACUUCCUUCCUCAUGUAUACCGUCUAUGCCGGCUCCAGUCUCUUUGGUCUUUCGAACUUCUAUUCUGAAAUCAUGAAGGGUGUUGGUGCUGCUAGUAGAUUGUUUGAGCUGCAAGACCGAGAGCCUAAAAUCUCUCCCACAAAAGGAGAAGCGGUUAAGAGCGCACGAGGUCCCAUACGCUUUGAAAAUGUCACAUUCAGCUACCCAACUCGACCUGCAGUGACUAUAUUCGAGGAUCUCAAUUUUGAGAUUCCACAAGGUUCUAAUGUUGCAAUUGUUGGACCCUCUGGUGGUGGUAAAUCGACAAUUGCAUCCCUUUUACUCCGUUUCUACAAUCCAGUCUCGGGCCGUAUCCUUAUCAAUGGCAAGGAUAUAUCAAAAAUGAACGCCAAGGCUCUGCGUCGAAAGAUUGGAGUUGUUUCCCAAGAGCCUGUGCUUUUCUCGGGUACUAUAGCUGAGAACAUUGCAUAUGGUGUACCUGGAGCCACAAAAGCUGAGAUUGUAGCCGCCGCAAGGCAGGCCAACUGCCAGUUUAUCAGUGACUUCCCAUCUGGACUUGAGACCAACGUUGGACCACGUGGUGCCCAAUUAUCAGGCGGUCAGAAACAGCGUAUUGCUAUCGCCAGAGCUCUUAUCAAAAACCCAGAUAUUCUUAUUCUUGAUGAAGCAACAUCAGCUCUUGAUGCCGAGUCUGAGACUCUUGUUAAUAGCGCUCUUGCUACCCUUUUGCGGGGAAACAACACAACAAUCAGUAUUGCUCAUCGACUCUCGACCAUCAAGCGCUCAGACACGAUUAUUGUACUGGGCAACGAAGGCCGUGUGGCCGAAAUUGGAUCAUAUCAGGAUCUGAGCAACCGUCCAGAUGGUGCAUUCACCAAGCUUAUGGAAUGGCAAAUGACCGGCGGAGAUGUAACACCUCCGCCAACGAACCCGAGAAAUAUAUCCUUUGAAGAACAAUUGGAGGAACUAGAACGUGAACAAAGGGAGAACGAGAGCGAGAUUGAACCUGACGAAGCCGAACAAGAUGAAGACGAGAAACUUCCGCAGGGAAGAGCCUGA
Talaromyces marneffei is the source of this 2352-nucleotide messenger RNA. RefSeq lists its product as uncharacterized. The record is from RefSeq and is a predicted model, not a curated record. Gene Ontology annotation, molecular function: ABC-type oligopeptide transporter activity; ATP hydrolysis activity; ATP binding. NCBI's taxonomy places the organism in Eukaryota, Fungi, Ascomycota, Eurotiomycetes, Eurotiales, Trichocomaceae. Gene Ontology annotation, biological process: transmembrane transport. Gene Ontology annotation, cellular component: membrane. The coding region runs from base 1 to 2352 and encodes 783 amino acids. The transcript is spliced from 2 exons.